CCGAGGCCGGGAGCGCGGAGUCCGGAAGCGCCGGGCCGGGAGCGCGGACGGCCGGGACUGGGGGCUCCCGAGCGGGCCGGAUCCUCAGCAGGAUGACUGUGGGGAUCUUUGCAAAUUGUACCUUCUGUUUGAAAGUCAAGUCCUUACCUCGGCAGCAGAAGAAAAAGCUACAAACUGACAUUACGGAAAAUGGUGGAAAGUUUUCCCUUUUAUUAAAUCCUCAGUGCACACAUAUCAUAUUAGACAAUGCUGAGAUUGUCUCAGACAGUGUUCUGAGUCGGUACCAACUGAGCUCUAUCCAAAAGAACCACAUUCAUAUAGCAAACCCAGAUUUUAUAUGGGAAUCUGUCAAAGAAAGGAGACUCUUAGAUGUAAAGAAUUAUGAUCCCAGGAAGUCACCAGACAUCACACCAUAUCCUGAUCAAAAGGCGAGCGGUUCUGAAGCGAAAACAGACGAUCUAUCCCUGGACGAUCUAUCCUUGGACGAUGCCUCAGAGAAGGAAAACAUUGUGGAAUUCACUAAGUUUUCUACAGAAGAUGUUGAAAUUCCUCAUUUUCCUCAAGAUUUUGAAGUUGCAAAAUAUAACACCUUGGAAAAAGUGGGCGUGGAGGGAGGCCGCGAAGCCGUGGUGGUGGAGCUGCAGUGCUCCCAGGACCCCGGGGACUGUGCUUUUCUGAUAUCCGCGCACUUCCUGGCAGACGGCAUGCAGCAUAGAAGAGAGUUCACUGUAAAGAAAACCUCUGCAGACGCCAGUGAAUACUAUGAAGAGUACAUUGAGGAGCUGAAGGACCAAGGAUUUCUACUAAGAGAACAUUUUACACCCGAGGCAACCCAAUUAGCAUCUGAAAAAUUGCAAGGGUUGCUUUUGGAGGAGGUCAUCGAUUCAAGCACUCUGAGCCGAGAGGUGGGCGAUCUGGUGGAGAUGAUUUGGGCGGAAGCCCUGGGCCACCUGGAGCACAUGCUCCUCCAGCCCGUCAGCAGCAUCAGCCUCAACGAUGUGAGCAAGGCAGAGGGAAUUCUCCAGCUGGCAAGGGCAGCGCUGAAAACUGGAGAGACGGCAGAGCAGUUGCAGAAGACGAUGGCUGAGUUCUACAGGCUGAUCCCUCACAGAGCUCCAGCGCCCGAGGAGAUUAACCUGGGACUGCUAGCUAAGAAAGAGGACCUUUGCCAGCUGAUCAGAGACCUGGUUAAUGUCUGUGAAACUAACUUGUCCAAACCUAACCCACCAUCUCUCGCCAAAUACCGGGCUUUGAGAUGCAAAAUUGAGCAUGUUGAAUGGAAUACUGAAGAAUUUUCCAGGGUUAAAAAAGUGGUAUUGCAGAAUAAUCGCAGUCAGAGUCCGGUGGAUAUCUUGGAGAUAUUUAGAGUUGGGAGAGUGAAUGAGACAACAGAGUUCUUGAGCAGACUUGGCAACGUGCGGCCCUUGUUGCAUGGCUCCCCCGUGCGAAACAUCGUCGGAAUCCUGUCUCGAGGACUGCUUUUACCCAAAGUAGUUGAAGAUCGUGGCGUGAAAAGAACGGAUGUUGGAAAUCUUGGGAGUGGGAUUUACUUCAGUGAUUCACUCAGCACAAGUGUUAAGUAUUCACACCCAGGGGAGACAGAUGGCACCAGGCUCCUGGUGGUUUGUGACGUGGCCCUGGGAAAGUGUGUGGACUUGCACAAGAAGGACUCUUCCUUAACUGGAGCACCGGCCGGCUACGACAGUGUGCAUGGAGUUUCAGAAACCGCCUCUGUCGCCACGGACUUUGAGGAUGAUGAAUUUGUUGUCUACAAAACCAACCAGGUUAAAAUGAAAUAUGUUGUUAAAUUUUGCAUGCCUGGAGAUCAAAUAAAGGACUUUCAUCCUCCGGAUAAUACUGAGUUAGAGGAACACAGACCUGAGUUUUCAGGUUUUUCAAAGGUUGAAGAUUACCAGUUACCAGACAGCAAACCUCCCAGCGAUGUCAAGGCCGGCCUGCAGGACCCCUCUGGGAACCUGGUCCCCCUCGAGGACGUCCACAUCAAGGGGCGAAUAAUAGACUUCGUAGCCCAGGUGGUUGUUUUUCAGACGUACACAAAUCAAAGUCCCGUGCCCAUCGAGGCGAAAUACAUCUUUCCUUUGGAUGAGAAGGCGGCCGUGUGUGGCUUUGAGGCUUUCAUCAACGGGAAGCACAUAGUAGGAGAGGUUAAGGAGAAGGAGGAAGCCCAGCGGGAAUACCGCGAAGCCGUCAGCCAGGGCCACGGCGCGUACCUGAUGGACCAGCACGCUCCGGACAUUUUUACUGUAAGCGUUGGAAACUUACCCCCCAAGGCUAAGGUUCUCAUCAAAAUCACCUACGUCACGGAGCUCAGCUUCCAGGGUGCCGCCGCUGUCUUCUUCAUGCCCGCCGCCGUCGCGCCCUGGCAGCAGGACGGGGCUCUGAACGAAAACCUGCAGGAUGCAGUAAAGAAGAUUUGUAUAAAGGAAAUAGGAACAAAGCAAAGCUUCUCUUUGACUAUGUCUAUUGAGAUGCCAUACGUGAUUGAAUUCAUUUCCAGUGACACACAUGAACUGAAACAAAAGCGCACGGACUGCAAAGCUGUAAUCAGCACUGUGGAAGGCAGCUCCCUAGACAGUGGUGGAUUUUCUCUCCGCGUCGGUUUGUCUGAUGCAUAUCUCCCAAGAAUGUGGGUCGAAAAACACCCGGACAAAGAAAGCGAGGCUUGCAUGCUUGUCUUUCAACCCGACCUCCACGUCGGCCUCCCCGACCGAGCCACCGAGAGCGAAGUGAUUAUUUGUCUCGACUGCUCCAAUUCCAUGGAGGGCGUGACGUUCCUGCAAGCCAAGCAGAUCGCCCUGCACGCGCUCUCCUUGGUGGGUGAGAAGCAAAAAGUGAACGUUGUCCGGUUCGGCACAGGUUACAAGGAAUUAUUUUCGUAUCCCAAGUGCAUCACAAGCAGCGUCGAGCCAACAGAGUUCAUCAUGUCUGCCACGCCCACCAUGGGCAACACCGAGUUCUGGAAAACGCUCCGAUAUUUAAGUCUACUGUACCCUUGUCAGGGGUCUCGGGACAUUCUCCUUGUGUCUGACGGGCACCUCCAGAAUGAGAGCCUGACGUUGCGGCUCGUGAGGAGAAGCCUCCCCCACACCAGGUUGUUUGCCUGCGGCGUCGGUUCUACAGCAAAUCGUCACGUCUUAAGGACCCUGUCCCAGUGUGGUGCUGGAGUAUUUGAAUAUUUUAACACAAAAUCCAAACAUAAUUGGAAAAAACAGAUAGAAGACCAGAUGACCAGGUUACGUUCUCCCAGUUGUCACUCUGUCUCCGUCAAAUGGCAGCAGCUCGGCACGGACGCGCCCGAGCCCCUGCAGGCCCCCGCCCAGGUGCCGUCCUUGUUCCACAACGAUCAACUCCUCGUCUAUGGGUUUAUUCCUCACUGUACACAGGCAACCCUAGGUGCACUAAUUCAAGAGAAAGAAUUUUGCACAAUGGUGUCGACUACUGAGCUUCAGAAGACAACUGGAACGAUGAUUCACAAGCUGACGGCGCGCGCUCUAAUCAGAGAUUAUGAAGAUGGCAUUCUUCACGAAAACGAGACCGGCCACGAGAUGAAGAAACAAAUCUUGAAAUCUGUGAUUAUUAAACUCAGUAAAGAAAACUCUCUCAUAACACAAUUCACAAGCUUCGUGGCAGUUGAGAAAAGGGAUGAGAAUGAGUCUCCUUUUCCUAUUGUGCCAGAAGUUUCUGAACUUAUCGCCAAAGAAGACGUGGACCUUCUGCCGUACAUGAGUUGGCAGGAGGAGCCCCGAGACGCCGGCGUGAUGCAGCCUCUCCCAGCAUCCUCCGAACGGAUCGAAGACUCGGGUUUCACCGAAUGCAGAACACGCAAGGUUAAAAGAAAAUUUAAAUUGCGUAAGAAGAAAGUGUCCGAGGACGCCGACGGAGACAGCCUAGGCCCGGAACCGGCGGCACCGGCCUCCACGCCCAGUUUGGAGAGUGAAGGUGUGGGAAAGCCGUUGGAUUUAUGCCUUUUUUCAAGUAAACCAAGCGCACUGCAACUACGAUCCAGCAGAAUCCCUUGCAGAAACAUGCUUGUUUCCGACUGUGCUCUCGGCGCGGCCAACGCCGGCCCGCCCCUCCUGGCCGCCUCGCCUCUGCCCCUCUCGGCCGCCGCGGGCGCGCCUCGCCCGGUCUCCGCGGGCCCAACUCUCCCGGUCGGUGCGGGCCCGCCUCCCAUGGUCUUCGUGGCCCAAAGUGUCGCGGUCAAUCUGGGCCCGACUUGCCGGGUCUCCGCGACCCCAACUCUCCCAGUCACCGUGGGCCCGCCUCGCCCGGUCAACCAGGGCCCAACUCUCCCUGUCAGCGCGGGCCCGCCUCGCCAUGGUCUUCGUGGCCCAAAGUGUCGCGGUCAAUCUGGGCCCGACUUGCCGGGUCUCCGCGACCCCAACUCUCCCAGUCACCGUGGGCCCGCCUCGCCCGGUCAACCAGGGCCCAACUCUCCCUGUCAGCGCGGGCCCCUCCGGGCCGCCCGCGCCGCUCCUGCCUCCGCCUCCGGCUCUCCUCAGGGCUUUCUGUUCGGUUCUCUUUCUCGCCCCAGGCAAUUUGGCCUUGAGACCCGCGGCUUGGCGGGCGCUGGCUCUGCCCCUUUUCAGUCAGCUGCUCCGCGCGCAAUGGCUUUCCGGAGCCUUCCCCCCGCGCCCCUCGCGGGUCGCUUCCGCGUCGCGCUUAGUAGCGGUGGGAGCGGCCCUCCUGCUGGCACGUUCCCCAGGAUGGACUCGCCCCGUCAGCCGGGUCUUUUUCUCCCUCCUCUGCCAGCUGCUGCUCCCGCCAAAGCUUGUGCUUCUCACAAAUUCCCUGACCUCUUUGGUUUUCAUGGGGAAGAUGACCCAGUCUCUUUGAGCCCCAGGUACAAGCCGCCAGUGGAUUUGUCAGAGACUAGCCGCAGGGGCCCAGGGCGUCUGUCGCCUGGGUCUGCUAGAACUGCCCCGUCACAUUCUCUCAAAAGUCACUGGGAUGACUCAAGUCCUGAAGGGCUCUGGGAGACACAAUGUGAUGGCUCAUCAGCGCAACUUCCAGGGGAGUCGUAUCUUAAGAGAACAAGGGCGAGCCUUCGGGCAGGAGAACACGUGGGCGAAACCGUCUGCAAACGAAGCUGGGGGAGUGUCUUGCCGUGGACUGAACUCUGCAGUCUACAAACUGAGGAUGGCUUCUGGAAACUCACACCAGAACUAGGAUUUAUAUUAAACCUUAAUAUAGAUGCUUUACACAGCUUUCUUGAAGAAAAAGGCAUUCAAUCUCUAGGUAUAAAAGGAAGAGAAUGUCUCCUGGACCUAAUUGCCACAUUGCUAGUGCUACAGUUUCUUCGAACCAGGUUGGAACACAAGGGAAUAGUCUUCAAAUCACUGAUGAAAUUGGAUGACGCUGCUUCCAUUUCCAGGAAUAUUCCCUGGGAUUUCGAGGCAAUAAAGAAGGCGAAUGAAUGGGUAAGAAGAACUGAGGGACAGUAUCCAUCUAUCUGCCCACGGCUUGAAUUGGGUAAAGACUGGGACUCUGCCACUAAGCAGCUGCUGGGACUUCAGCCCAUAAACACCGCUUCUCCUCUUCACAGAGUCCUUUGUUACAGUCAAGGGUGAACCGAAUGAAAUUGGAUUUGGAUUUUAAGCUCUUCUCAUGCUUCUGUGUAGAAAAUAAUCAAACGUUAAUAAAUACCUGUCAUGAAAUUUAAUUAUGAUUUCAUUUAGUGUAGCAAUCAGUCCCUUUAAAAUAAGGUAAAUGGAAGCAGAAUGCAUUGUUUUAACCAACUAACAAGCAAUAAUAAAAUGAAAAUUAUGAUAUUACA
Microcebus murinus (gray mouse lemur) is the source of this 5797-nucleotide messenger RNA. The record is from RefSeq and is a predicted model, not a curated record. Lineage: Eukaryota; Metazoa; Chordata; Mammalia; Primates; Cheirogaleidae.